Molecule: messenger RNA, 930 nt
Organism: Camelus dromedarius (Arabian camel)
Lineage: Eukaryota; Metazoa; Chordata; Mammalia; Artiodactyla; Camelidae
Gene: SNRNP25
Product: small nuclear ribonucleoprotein U11/U12 subunit 25
Exons: 5
Coding region: 205-576 (123 amino acids)
Biological process (GO): mRNA splicing, via spliceosome
Cellular component (GO): U12-type spliceosomal complex
Source: RefSeq, a predicted model, not a curated record
UAGCCCCGCCCCCCAGUGUCCCGGAGGUGUAGCUGUGUCGCCCCUAUCGCGCGGAGUUGGGGUGUUGGCGGAACCUGCGGGCGGCGAGGCGCCCUGGAGGCAGCGGAGGCGUCUGCGCGGCCCGAGCCGCAAGAAGAAGAGGAGGACGAGGAGGAGGCGCUGCCUCACUCCGAGGCGGUAGACGUGUUCCAGGAGGGUCUGGCCAUGGUGGUGCAGGACCCGCUGCUCUGCGACCUUCCGAUCCAGGUUACUUUGGAAGAGGUCAAUUCCCAAAUAGCACUAGAAUAUGGCCAAGCAAUGACGGUCCGAGUGUGCAAGAUGGAUGGAGAAGUAAUGCCUGUGGUUGUAGUCCAGAAUGCCACGGUCCUCGACCUGAAGAAGGCCAUCCAGCGAUACGUGCAGCUCAGGCAGGAGCGUGAAGGGGGCAUUCAGCACAUCAGCUGGUCCUAUGUGUGGAGGACAUACCAUCUGACCUCCGCAGGAGAGAAACUCACAGAGGACCGGAAGAAGCUCCGAGACUAUGGUAUCCGGAAUCGGGAUGAGGUGUCCUUCAUCAAAAAGCUGAGACAAAAGUGAACCUCCAGACAAGGACAAUUCUGAGUCUUGAGCUCACCUCACCCCAGAUGGGCCCAACUGGACUGUCAGCAUGAAUCCUUAUCACACGGCAGAUUCCACAGGGCUGGGAGCCUAGCCCUGUGCACAGAAUAAACCUAUUUCUGCUUAGUUUGCAAAGUCAAGCCACAGUUCCAGGGGCAGAAGGGACUGGCGCUGCCCCAUCAGAGACGGGAGGCAGAGGCAGAGACUGGUGGCGGGUGAGUCCCAAAGUCUGAGAUGCUACAUCUGAAGCUUGGGCCACCCCUCUCCCCAAACCACACGAGCCUGUCACUGUGAUGUCUACAGCCAGGAGGAAGUAAAAACACAGUGACUAGC